AAAGUUAAUAAUGUCUUCAUAAUUUCUAACUUUAAAUCCAAGUAUCCAGUGCUGCAGCUAGAUUUAAGAUUAAUUUCAGACCUUGUAGUUGCAAUUGUUUCAGCAACUUGUGGUGGUGUUGCAUUUGCCUUUGCUGGACAACCGGUUAUUACUGGAUAUCUGCUCGCAGGCUCUAUAGUUGGACCUGGGGGUUUUAACUUCAUCAGUGAAAUGGUACAGGUGGAAACUGUGGCUCAAUUUGGUGUAGUAUUUCUUCUGUUUGCAUUGGGCCUGGAGUUCUCCAUGACCAAGCUUCGAGUUGUUCGAGCAGUUGCUGUUCUAGGAGGCCUACUUCAAAUUUUUUUAUUUAUGUGCUUGUGUGGAGUUGCGGCCUUGUUAUGUGGUGGUAAAGCUUCAGAGGGAGUUGUUGGUUCUUUUCUUUCUAUGUCUUCAACUGCAGUGGUCUUAAAGUUUUUGAUGGAAAAGAACACUACUAACGUUCUUCAUGGGCAAGUCACGAUUGGGACGCUUAUUUUGCAGGAUUGUGCUGUUGGACUGCUGUUUGCAUUGCUUCCUGUUCUUGGUGGCACUUCAGGUGUUCUUCAUGGGAUGAUGUCCAUGACAAAGCUGUUGGUGAUGUUGAUUGCUUUCCUCUCAGUUCUGUCAAUUUUGUCUCGUACUUUCCUUCCAUGGUUGCUUAAACUAAUGAUGAGCCUAUCAUCACAGACGAAUGAACUCUAUCAGUUGGCAUCAGUUGCAUUCUGCUUACUUGUAGCAUGGUGUAGUGAUAAGCUGGGACUUAGUCUAGAAUUGGGUUCUUUUGCUGCUGGAGUUAUGAUUUCAACCACUGAUCUGGCUCAACAUACACUAGAGCAAAUUGAACCUAUUCGCAAUCUUUUUGCUGCUCUUUUCCUUGCCAGCAUUGGAAUGCUGAUCCAUGUUCACUUCCUCUGGAAUCAUGUUGAUAUAUUGCUAGCCUCUGUAAUUUUGGUGAUCGUUGUAAAAACUGUUGUAGUUGCUGCUGUCGUAAAAGGGUUUGGUUAUAACAACAAGACUGCGGUUCUUGUUGGAAUGUCAAUGGCUCAAAUAGGAGAAUUUGCUUUUGUUCUUCUCAGCCGUGCUUCGAAUCUUCAUCUAGUGGAGGGCAAACUGUAUCUGCUGCUUCUUGGGACCACGGCUCUAAGUCUGGUUACUACUCCGUUACUUUUCAAGCUAAUCCCUGCUGUCGUGCAUCUUGGGGUACUAUUGAGGUGGUUCUCUCCUGACAGUUUAGUGGAGAUUGGAUUUAAGGUUGAUACCCUCCGGUCAGAGAGUGGCAAGCAGCGCAUCAUUUUGAUGGACCAAGAAUCACAUGAUUCUUAGCACUAUGAUGGAACCAAGGAUUUCCGGAAUUGCAUGUCAAAGUUUUGACGGGGUUCUCCACGGUGUCUAGAAGAAAUUAACCUAACUAACUAUAAACUUUUUUCUCGAGUCGCUUGAACUCUUUCUGCGAUGAACAGUUUGUAUACGUAACUGACCGCAGCGAUCAAGCAACUCAUCGAAACCCCAGUAAUGGAAGAACAGGGGAAGAGGGAGGAUAAAAUAGUUCAAGAAACUUUACUGACAAGAAGGCUUACGGAUGAAGUUAUGGAGCAGAUAUUCAUUCUUGUAAUCUACAUUCUUUCUUUCUUUCUUUUUGGUUUUGUUUUUGUUUUUGGGUUGGCAGGGGGUGUUAGUAAAUGUAUCAUAUGGUUUUCUUUUUCUUUUUUAUCAUGUAAUUUGAAAUUUUAAUUGCCCAUCGUGCUUGGUAAUUUCUGCUAGCGCAAUUUGAAUAUAUCAAUUUUUUUGUA
This is a messenger RNA of Prosopis cineraria, 1808 nucleotides long. RefSeq names its product K(+) efflux antiporter 6-like. Gene Ontology annotation, molecular function: potassium:proton antiporter activity. NCBI's taxonomy places the organism in Eukaryota, Viridiplantae, Streptophyta, Magnoliopsida, Fabales, Fabaceae. Gene Ontology annotation, biological process: potassium ion transmembrane transport; proton transmembrane transport. The record is from RefSeq and is a predicted model, not a curated record. Gene Ontology annotation, cellular component: membrane.